Molecule: messenger RNA, 394 nt
Organism: Fukomys damarensis (Damara mole-rat)
Lineage: Eukaryota; Metazoa; Chordata; Mammalia; Rodentia; Bathyergidae
Gene: Cxcl13
Product: C-X-C motif chemokine ligand 13
Exons: 4
Coding region: 30-356 (108 amino acids)
Biological process (GO): inflammatory response; cellular response to lipopolysaccharide; antimicrobial humoral immune response mediated by antimicrobial peptide
Cellular component (GO): extracellular region
Molecular function (GO): chemokine activity; CXCR chemokine receptor binding
Source: RefSeq, a predicted model, not a curated record
CUCGGGAAGAGCGCACCCACCCAGGCAGCAUGAGGCUCAGCGCGGCCGCUCUGCUUCUCAUGGUGCUAAUCAGCAGCCUCUCUCCAGGCCACGGUGUUCUGGAGGCCUACAACACAAACCUGAAGUGUAGAUGUAUUCGAGGAACCUCGAGCAUCAACAUAUCCCACAUCCAGAGACUUCAAAUUAGAGCCCCUGGGCAUGGUUGCCCAAACACAGAAAUCAUAGCCCACUUGAAGAAUAAAUCCAUUGUAUGCUUGAAUCCUGCAGCCAAGAGGGUGCAAAUAUUAAUGACAUUUUUACAGAAAAAAAAUAUGCUUUCAACUGCACCAGCUCCAGUGAUGAAGAGGGCCUCCUGAUGCCAGUAUGCCCCCUAGAAACACCUGCUUUUGCCCCU